CUUGUAUUGACCCCUGACCGUCCAUUCCAUGCCCACCAUUACCAAUACCAUCCUUCUUCUUCUUCUUCUUCUUCUUUGCCCAGAAUGUCUAUUUUCUUCUCCUUCUCUCUUGCCGUCGAUGACUCAGACGUUCAGGAUAUCUGACGAUUCAAGUUGAAGAGAGAAAUGGGGGGCUCUGUGGGAGUUGGAUUCAUUGCAGUCUUUGCGGUCUCGGGAAGCGUAGUUCUACUUGUUCAUCAAGCCCAUAAGCGUCUCCUCUCCGAUUUCAUGAAAAAAGUUGAAUCUGAAUUGGGUAGUACUGUCGUUCACUCCUGUGGGAAAAAGAAAACAGUUGAAUCUGAAAUGGGUUCCAUUUUCUACGCCCACGCCAAAAAUAAAUUUAACGGUGGAUCUGGGAAAUGUCAAUCCAAAAAGAAGGUCCGAUUUGCAGAUGAUGUCAAAGAGCCAUCGUCAAAUAACAAAGAAUACCGCCGGAGACAGGUGCUGAAGCUAGCAUACCAUGCCGGCCAACAGGCAAGCUAGCUUGCUCUCUAUAUAAAAGGCUAGGGAUUAUUCAAAAUAAGACACCUGAAGAGCAAAAUGUAUUUUUACAUGUUUUUCUUGUUGUUGUGUUUAAUCCGACAUCUAGUGGUUUUUGUUUGUUUUUCUUGUUGUAAUUAGGGCUAGGGGGUGCUGUAAGCAUGGGAUUCCAUGAACGCAGUUCUAUCUUUAGAUGUACAAAGGUGGUUGUGUUUGUUUAUAUUUUGGCAAUGAAAACGCAGAGUAGGAGUUGUAGAGGUUUGACGAUUGAUAUAUGGGAAUGGAAUGGGUUGUUCAUUA
Molecule: messenger RNA, 819 nt
Organism: Alnus glutinosa
Lineage: Eukaryota; Viridiplantae; Streptophyta; Magnoliopsida; Fagales; Betulaceae
Exons: 2
Coding region: 166-522 (118 amino acids)
Source: RefSeq, a predicted model, not a curated record